Molecule: messenger RNA, 984 nt
Organism: Liolophura sinensis
Lineage: Eukaryota; Metazoa; Mollusca; Polyplacophora; Chitonida; Chitonidae
Product: probable E3 ubiquitin-protein ligase MID2
Exons: 4
Coding region: 1-984 (327 amino acids)
Molecular function (GO): zinc ion binding
Source: RefSeq, a predicted model, not a curated record
AUGGACGAGUUGUGCUGCUCCAUCUGUGUGGAUAUUUUCAGGGAGCCAGUGUCUCUGCCGUGCCACCAUAGCUUCUGUCGGGAAUGUCUCAGGCUGUUUGCUGACAAAAGCAACUCCAGCCAUCAAAAAGGCAUUAGCAGUUCCCCUGUCACUGAAUCCAGUCGCAGGCAGAUCAACUGCCCUGUGUGUCGCUCACCCGCUGUUUUAACAGACGAAGGUGUAAAUGCUCCACCAGUCAACACCGAAUUAUGUGGAAAAGUGAAUUACUUCGGACAACAAGACAAACUAACAGAAGACACCCCAAUGUGCUCAGUGUGUGAGGAGACCACCAUGUCACCGGCCGCCAUGUUCUGUUCUAACUGCGACGGGUUUUUCUGUCAGCAAUGUCUUACAACAAUGCAUCCUAUGAAGGGACCGUUCAAACGGCACACAGUCAAACCUGUAAACGAGAUCUUAGCCCAGCGGACCCCAACCAGCUCGCAAAUGUUGGACAUAAAAACAGAGUCAGAACACAAGUCAGAGUGUGACAAGCACAGUCAACUAUUGUCCAUCUACUGUGUCACGUGUAAGGAUGUCGUAUGUCUUGAUUGUCUAGAAGAGCAUCCCGAGCACAGCUGCUUGGACAUAAAGACGGCUUUCGCGAAAGCUAAGAUGACAUUUGAAAGAAACACCAAGAAGGUAACAAAUAUUAUAACAGAAAUUCAAAAGGCUAUAGCAGGAUUUAAUCGGUUGCAAAAUGAUACUAAGGCAAAUCAAAAACUUCAUUACAAGGACAUUGAGAAUGCCUACACUGCAGCUCUGGGAGUUCUGAACAACUGGAAGAGAAACUCUUUAGAUAGCGUUAGAAAGAAGCACUCAGACUGGAACCUUGAGUGCAGCUCGAGUUUGAGAUGCCUCAACAUGCAACUGAAGACAAUGGAAACAGUGCAGCAGUCUUGUCAGCAGUUUUUGUCUUCUGCGGAGGUGGAAUUUUUACUGCAUUGA